Molecule: messenger RNA, 990 nt
Organism: Acanthosepion pharaonis
Lineage: Eukaryota; Metazoa; Mollusca; Cephalopoda; Sepiida; Sepiidae
Source: the annotation of a GenBank genome assembly
AUGAGGGGAGAUGCUUGUCAUCGUCUAUAUUCAGUUUACAUCAUUUUCAUCAUUGGUGACCGUCUAUAUUCGGUUUACGUCAUUUGUCAUCGUCAAUAUUCGGUUUACGUCAUUUUCAUCAUUUGGCAUCGUCUAUAUUCGGUUUACGUUAUUUUCCUGAUUUGUCAUAAUCUAUAUUCGAUUUACGUCAUUUUCAUCAUUUGUCACCAUCUAUAUUCGGUUUACGUCAUUUUCAUCAUUUGGCAUCGUCUAUAUUCGGUUUACGUCAUUUUCAUUAUGUGGCAUCGUCUAUAUUCGGUUUACGUCAUUUUCAUCAUUUGGCAUCGUCUAUAUUCGGUUUACGUUAUUUUCCUGAUUUGUCAUAAUCUAUAUUCGGUUUACGUCAUUUUCAUCAUUUGUCACCAUCUAUAUUCGGUUUACGUCAUUUUCAGCAUUUGUCAUCGUCUAUAUUCGGUUUACGUCAUUUUCAUCAUUGGUCCUCCUCUAUAUUCGGUUUACGUCAUUUUCAUCAUUUCUCGGUUUAUCAUUUUCAUCAUUUGUCAUAUAUUCGGUUUACGUCAUUUUCAUUUCAUCAUUUGGUCCUCAUUUGGCAUCGUAUUCGGUUUACGUUUACAUUUUCAUCAUUUGGUUUACAUCGUCUAUAUUCGGUUUACGUCAUUUUUCAUGGUCCUCCUAUUUGUCAUCAUUUUAUAUUUUCUUUAUGUUCGGUUUACGUCAUUUUCAUCAUUUGGCAUCGUCUGUUUGGUUUACGUCAUUUUCAUGAUUUGUCAUAAUCUAUAUUCGGUUUACGUCAUUUUCAUCAUUUGUCACCGUCUAUAUUCGGUUUACGUCAUUUUCAGCAUUUGUCACCGUCUAUAUUCGGUUUACGUCAUUUUCAGCAUUUGUCAUCGUCUAUAUUCGGUUUACAUCAUUUUCAUCAUUUGUCACCGUCUAUAUUUCACGUUUUUAAUUAAAAUGAAUCUCUCCUCUUUCUCAAAUUUUAUUCGUUAA